AUGGAGCCUGGCGUGGCGUUCAAGAAGAUGUUGACGGGGCUGAGAAGGGGUGAGCGCGUCUUCCUCCAGAACGUUCCCUCGAGGGCCAUAAAGCCGCAUUUGGGCACACUUCGCACUCCCCUGAGGAAUAUAACGCCCCAAAACGAGGUUCCUAGGGAGAAGGUGGAAGAUGCUGAUGAUGAUAAAUCUGAUGACUCUAUUAGCCAUUUUGCGGGAAUACAUAAAAGGUUUAAUUUUGACAGAAGACGCAAUUCCACUAUCACCAUUCCAAGCUCUUCUCCAACUACGGUCCUGAGAAGCAUGGAUAGAGCUAUAAAAAAUCGCACAAACACAUUGUCUACGGACUCCUCCCAUGAUGACCUCAUCUUUCACCUGCGGAACUUUAACGAAAUAUACGCAAAGACUACUCACAAAUUUGAUCUGCUCAAAACGAUCGUGAACAAUGACAAAAACGAUGAGAUUAUCUUUACAAUUGAUUUUUAUAACCUGCUACUAAGCAUUUGGGCGUCAAUAGGCCAAUUGAACAAAAACGAUAAGAUAAUGUACCAUAAUUUAUGCAAGAGUAUUUCUAAAAAGGUCUGGUCGCUCCUGCCUAAGAGGGGUAUCGGGGUUUCUCACUCAAUCUACCUGUCUUAUUUCUUGCUGGAUUUGGAGCUUUUGGACGAAAACAAACUGGUGCCACCGGGGGAGCAGUUUGAACGGAUGAACUUUCUGAUUGCCAACCUAAAGCCCCUGCUGGAAAGAUCCGUGGGAGGAACUAUGCAUACCUUUGGGUCCUGCUCAAAUGGACUAUGGGUCCGAGGCUCAGACAUUGACUUUUGCCUAGUAAUCCCAGACUGCAAAACAAAGAGGCAGUGGCUCUCCAAGCUAAUGCUGGUAAAAUCAUCGCUAUUAAAUACAGACUACAUUUCAAAGAUACAAAUAAUCCAAGCAAGGGUUCCUAUCGCAAAAUUAUUUGAUAACAAUGGAGUUAACGUGUGUGACGUUUCGAUAAACAACACCGUUGCACUAAACAAUUCGCUUUAUGUAACGACAAUGACAUCUUUAGAUGCGCGUGUGGCUAAACUUGGUCGAUUUAUCAAAUACUGGGCUAAAUGUCGCCAGAUUAAUAAUAGAGCGGAAGGUACAAUGAGCUCAUACACUCUAUCGCUGCAGCUCUUUUACUUUUUAGCAAACAGAAACCCUCCAAUACUCCCGCUAUUUAAGGACAUCACAAGGAACUAUUCUCCUUUUGAAGACCUUGACAAUCAGCUUUGUUUCAUUUCAGAUACAGCCGAGAUUAUGGAAAGGUGCAAGUACCUGGGUAAAAACCAAGAGUCCCUUUCCGAGCUUGUGUUUGCCUUUUUCAACUACUAUGGAAGUGAAAAAUUCAAGGGAGGCGAUUCUGGAAUCACAAUUAACCUCUACGAUAAUCAAGUUGCUGAGAAUGAUAGUGGCGUGCUGGAAAUGAGGUGUCCAAUAACUGGCAAGAAUGUGAACCCAUUCACAGUUGUGAUUUGGCAAUCGAUUCACGAUGAAUUUCGACGUUUUAAAGACAUGCUGUCGUUGAAGCAACCAAUUGAGGUAAUUUGUUGCGAAAUCCAGCGCUCAGUGCUCAAGAGUCAAGCAAUUGCCCGAAAGAAGAAUGCAAACACAAUGGCGAAAAUUUUAUUGAAUGCAAAACAACUCUGA
Messenger RNA from Theileria equi strain WA, 1671 nucleotides. RefSeq lists its product as hypothetical. Gene Ontology annotation, molecular function: nucleotidyltransferase activity. The record is from RefSeq and is a predicted model, not a curated record. Gene Ontology annotation, biological process: RNA 3'-end processing. Bases 1 to 1671 code for a protein of 556 amino acids. The transcript has 2 exons. Lineage: Eukaryota; Apicomplexa; Aconoidasida; Piroplasmida; Theileriidae.